AUGUCUUGCUCAUCGCGUGUCUCCUCGGCGAGGGCUGGGGGCAGCAGCUCUGUCAGCGGGUCCGCUGGUGGGAGCAGCUUCAGCAGUGGAAGCAGAUGCGGCCUGGGGGGCGGCUCUUCCCGGGGCUUCCGAGGAGGAGCCAGCAGCUGCGGCCUGAGUGGGGGAGCUGGCGGUGGUUUUGGGGGCAGCUUUGGAGGGGGCUUUGGUAGCUGUUCAAUAGGUCGCAGUAUGGGAGGAGCCUCGGGCAGUGGGGCUGGCUUUGGUGGGGGCUCUGGAUUCGGCGGGGGCUCUGGACUUGGCGGAGGGGCUAGUGGAGGCUUCUACAGCUAUGGCGGUGGUAUGGGCAGUGGUGCUAUGGGUGGUGGUGCUGGCGAUGGGGGACUUUUCUCCGGAGGUGAAAAGCAAACCAUGCAGAACCUCAAUGACCGCCUGGCUAAUUACCUGGACAAGGUCAGAGCCCUGGAGGAGGCCAACACUGACCUGGAGAACAAAAUCAAGGAGUGGUAUGACAAAUUUGGGCCUAGGUCUGGAGAUGGUGGGUCUGGAAGGGAUUACAGCAAGUACUACCCAAUAAUUGAAGAUCUGAGGAAGCAGGUAAGAAAUUGUACACUGCUGACUUUCCAUUCUUUUUGUAUUUUCACUUUUAUUCAGAUCAUAUGUUGUAAUAAAAAUUGUAUAUCCAGGAAUUGUUUGAAAACAUAUUUGCUUGUUGUGUAUGUAAAAUGGGACCUAUGUAUUUUAACUGUAACCAUACUCUACCUGACAUCCAGCCACACUGAUUUUCUGUUUGCAUCAAUUUGAGUGUUUCUACAUAAGAAUAGAACACAGGAAAUGAAGAAUAUGCAAGGCAGCUCUGGAGGUGACGUGACUGUAGAAAUGAACGCUGCCCCAGGAACUGACCUCACCAAAUUACUGAAUGACAUGAGGGCACAGUACGAGGAGCUGGCUGAGCAAAACCGCAGGGAGGCCGAGGAGCAAUUCAAUAAGCAGAGUGCAUCACUACAAGCCCAGAUCUCCACUGAUGCUGGGGCAGCCAGUUCUGCCAAGAGUGAGAUGACAGAACUGAAACGGACGCUGCAAGCCCUGGAAAUUGAGCUGCAGUCCCAACUGGCCAUGAAAAGCUCCCUGGAAGGGACACUGGCUGACACGGAAGCAGACUACAGGGCUCGGCUGUCAGAAAUACAGAUGCAGGUAAGCAGCCUGGAGGAGCAGAUCUGCCAGAUCCGGGGCGAGACCGAGUGCCAGAACGCCGAAUAUGAGCAGCUGCUCGACAUCAAGACCCGCCUGGAGACGGAGAUCGAGACCUACCGCCGCCUGCUCGACGGAGAGGCAGGUGGUUCUUCUUCGGGAGGAUCUGAUUUUAGAAACUCAGGCUCCGGAAACACAGGGCCCCGAAACGUGGGAUCCAGGGGUUCUGCGUCUGUUGACUCAAGAUGUGACAGCAGUUCUGGUCAAGGAAGAGAGUCAAACAAGACUAGAGUGACUAAGACUAUCAUAGAAGAAGUGGUGGAUGGCAAGAUUGUCUCAUCUCAAGUCAGCAAUAUUUCUGAAGUGAAAGUUAAAUAA
This is a messenger RNA of Orycteropus afer afer, 1566 nucleotides long. NCBI's taxonomy places the organism in Eukaryota, Metazoa, Chordata, Mammalia, Tubulidentata, Orycteropodidae. The record is from RefSeq and is a predicted model, not a curated record.